Messenger RNA from Rhizopus microsporus ATCC 52813, 1115 nucleotides. Its product is annotated as PRP38-domain-containing protein. Gene Ontology annotation, cellular component: precatalytic spliceosome. Bases 67 to 921 code for a protein of 284 amino acids. The record is from RefSeq and is a predicted model, not a curated record. NCBI's taxonomy places the organism in Eukaryota, Fungi, Mucoromycota, Mucoromycetes, Mucorales, Rhizopodaceae. The transcript has 6 exons.
UUGAAACUUAAAAGACAACUUAGUGCUUUUCUGCAUGUUUCUUUUUUUUUCUUCCUUACUUCAAAUAUGGGCAAGAAAGAAAAUAAUCGUUUAGAGACGUGGGGAAAUGAGACAACGAUGAAUAUGAAUGCAAUCAUCUAUCAAAAUAUUCUCUCUUCUCCUUAUUUUCGCUCUCUUUAUGAAAAGAAGACCUUUCAUGAAAUUGUAGAUGAGAUUUACAAUGAAGUUACAGUACUAACUCCUUUUAUUAAAGGAAAUCAACCUUCGACAGCGUUUUGUUUAUUAUUUAAAUUAUGGACGAUUCGCUUAACAAUUCGACAGAUUGAAAACUUGGUUGAACACGGUGACUCUCCAUAUAUUCGAGCCAUUGGAUUUCUCUAUUUGCGUUAUGUUUGUGCACCAGCUAAACUUUGGGACUGGUUUCAGUAUUACUUGGAAGACGAUGAAGAGAUAGCUAUUAGCAGUGGUUUACAUCCUACCAAAGUGACAGUAGGAAACCUUAUUCGGAUGUUGAUCACUGAACUCAAGUUUCAAGGUACUAUGCUUCCUCGCAUUCCAAUUCCAAUUGCUCGCGAUUUAGAGAAGAAGUUGAAAGAAUAUGACGAAGCAAAGAAAAAGGAAAAGGGACCAGAUCAAAAAGACAAUUAUGAGAGUGAUAAAAGUGAUCACAGUGAUAGAAGGUACAAAAGUCGAUCCAGAAGUCAUGACAGAAGACAUAGGGAUAGAUCGCCUUAUGACAGAAGAUACAGAGAUAGAUCAUCAAGUUAUGAUAGAAGACAUAAGAGUCGAUCAAAGAGCCCGAGAAGGUCAAGAAGAGAUGAAUUUGAUGAGUAUGAACGCUAUCGAGAAAGAUCAAGAGACAGAAGGUAUGAUGACAGGACAAGAAGACGUAGAUACUCAAGGUCAAGAGAAAGAUAUUAAGAAAUUCGUGUGUCAAUAAAACAAUCUGCAACACUUGAAUGUACGACAGUUUCUUGUAUUUUAUGCAGCUGUCUCGUCCCCGCCAUCUCGUGAGCAGUUAUGCGGGGUCCUUAUGCCUUUAAUUAUCUAAUAAAUUUCAGUAAUGUUCAAUCUCAUUGACUAUACUCUAUCCCUUCUGUCACGUAAAGGGCCAU